AUGUCGGUGGUGGUUGAUGUGGCACAGCUUUCGCUGAAAAGCUGCAAAGGGUCUCAAAUGAAGUUAGAAACGCUUAAUAAUGGAAAUAGGUUGAGACGCUCUCAUUCUUCUUCUUCUUCUUCUUCUUCCUCUUCCUCCUUCUUCUUCUUCUCCCCCUCCUCCUCCUCUUCCUCCUCCGCCUCCUCCUUCUUCUUCUUUUUCGUUAUUGUUGUUGUUCUCAUCUUUAUCUCUAUCCAUACCAUUUUCUCUUGUUCUUUUCUUCCAUUUCUUCUCUUCGUCUUCCUCCUCCUUCUUUUCGCUUUUUUUUUUUUAACUCUAUUCUUUUCGUCGUUCUUUUUUCCCCCAAAUUUCCCUUUCACUGCUUCUUUUUAUCGUCCUUCCUCUUCUUUUAAUUAUUGUCUUAAUUCUUCCUCCAAAUUUGAUUCCUUUUCAAAUCAUCGUGUAUUUCCUGUUUUUCUUCUCUCUCUCUCUUUCUUUUUUCUAUUUACUCAACUCGUCCUUCUUCCAAGUUGUAUUCCAAUUUUUAUCUUUCUUUUCUUUCUCUUUAUCUAUUCCCUACAUUCUUUUAUCUAUUUUCUUCUUCAUCCUUCUUCUAAUUUUUCUUUCAUUGCUUCUUCUUUUGCUAUUAUCUUUUUAUGUACUUCAACGUCAUCUUUUUUUAAUAAAUUUCUACUGCAUUUAUUCCGCUUCUUCUUGCUCACAUCUUGUUUUUUUUUAUUUUUCUUACCUUUUCAUCUCCAUUACCAUCAUCCUCAUUUUCUUCUUCUUCUUCUUCUUCUUCUUCUUCUUCUUCUUCUUCUUCUCUUUUUCUUCUUCUCCUCCUCUUUUUCUUCUUCUUUUCCUUCACAUUUUUCUAUAGAUAAAUCUAUUCUUCUUUCUCUUUCCUUGUAUCCAGAGGAUUCUUCCUCUUUUCUUAUUCCUUGUAUAUUUUUCUCCGUUCAUUUUUUUUUAUUUUUUUUCUCCUUCCUUCAUUUUGAUUUCUUUUUUUUUGUCUUUCUUCCAUUAUUAAUUUUCUUCUUCCUUCAGUUUCUGAUUUCUUCUUUUUUCUUCUUCCUUCAUUUUCUGAUUUUUUUCUUCCUGUCUCUGCAUUUUCCUUUUCGCUUUCCUUCAUUUUACAAUUCUAUUCGUUCAUCAUUUUUUUCUUUUUUUCUUUUUUCUAAUUCUUCUUUCUUCAUUUUUUCAUUCAUUUUUUUCUCCUUUCUUCAUUUUUUUUAUUUUUUUCGUCUUCUUCUUCAUUCUUUUUCUGUUUGCUUCUUCCUCAUCUUCUCAUUUCUUCUUUUUCUUCUUUCUUCAUUUUUUCAUCAUUUUUUCUUCUUGCUUCAUUUUCUGAUUUCUUUUUUUCUUCCUUCAUUUUCUAAUUUCUUCUGUUUCUUCUUCCUUUAUUUUAUUUUUUUUAUUUCUCUUAAUUCCUUUUUUUUGAUUCCUUCUUUUCUUCGCUAUCUCCAUGCCUUUUUUCGUCUACUUUUUCAUUUACCGCAUUCUGUCUUCUUUUUCUUAUUCCUUUUUAAUCUUCUACCCUUUCUUAUCAUUCAAAAUGUCCCUUCUUUUGCUUCUCUUAUCUUUAUGUAUUGUUCUUCAUUUCAUUUUCUUUUUUACAUUUUCUUUGUAUAUUUUGUCUUUUUCCUCCUCCUCCUCCUCCUUCUUCAUCUUCUUUUUCUUGUAUUUCUUCUUCUCAUUCUCGUCGUUUUUGUCAUCAUUCAUUCAAGUUUGCCUUUUCUUUCAAUUCUCCGUCUUUUGAAUUUUUACUUGUCACUAACUUUUGAUCUCCAUUAUCUAUUUCUUCAUUGCAAUUCUCUACUUCUAUUUUUGAUAUCCCCUAUCAAUAUCUAUCUAUCUAUCUAUCUAUUUAAUAUGGUCUGUUCAUGUCUAUCUAUUUAUGUCUAUCUCUAUAAUGUUCGGUUCAUAUCUAUUUACGUAUCUAUCAUGGUCUGUUUAUAUCUAUCUAUCUAUCUAUCUAUCUAUCUAUCUAUGUCGGUCUGUUCCUAUCUAUGUAGCUAUUUCAGCCUGUUCAUUAUCUAUCUAUCUAGCUAG
Molecule: messenger RNA, 2031 nt
Organism: Acanthosepion pharaonis
Lineage: Eukaryota; Metazoa; Mollusca; Cephalopoda; Sepiida; Sepiidae
Source: the annotation of a GenBank genome assembly